Molecule: messenger RNA, 731 nt
Organism: Leptonychotes weddellii (Weddell seal)
Lineage: Eukaryota; Metazoa; Chordata; Mammalia; Carnivora; Phocidae
Product: placenta-specific gene 8 protein-like
Source: RefSeq, a predicted model, not a curated record
UGUGUUCCUGAGACUUCAGUUUGGCCUGAGCUGCCGUGCUAAGGUAACUAGAGUGUGAAACGGGUUGCAUAUAACCCAUGGAAUGAUCUAGUAGAAAGCUGAAAGCCAGAAGGAAGUGGACAGAGGAGAAAGGAGGGAUGGAAAUAGAGGGAAUGAGGAGCCUGGGGAAAACCAAGGCAGUGCCCUUUGGAACUUAGCCUUAAAAAUGAAUCCAGUCGUUUCGCAGCCAGGAUAUGGUACAGGAGGUAUGAUGAAUAGCGACUGGCAAACUGGCACAUUUGACUGCUGUGAUGACCUGGGGAUUUGCCUCUGUGGGACUUUCUUUCCCUUGUGCCUUUCAUGUCAGAUCGCCUCUGACAUGAACGAAUGCUGUCUGUGCGGAGCGAGUGUCGCUAUGAGGACCUUGUAUCGGACGCGAUAUGGCAUCCCGGGAUCUAUUUGUGGUGAUUUCCUAUGGCUGAGCUGUUUCCCUCUAUGCAGCCUUUGUCAACUCAAGCGAGAUAUUGAAAAAAGAAAAGCAAUGAAUGCUUUCUAAAAGGUGCUUGGUCACAUUCACAAUGUGGUGAAAGAAAUGCUAGAAUCACAUACUGCAUCUGUUGAGUACUAUCUCACCCCAAAUCUUAGAAACUAAUUCAACUAAUCAUAUGGUUUCCAGUGGCUUCAAGACAUUUUAAGUUUCUAGUUUAUUUCAAAAGAAAUACAUUUCCAGUGCUGUUCUCUAAUAUGACUGC